Molecule: messenger RNA, 1110 nt
Organism: Bursaphelenchus okinawaensis
Lineage: Eukaryota; Metazoa; Nematoda; Chromadorea; Rhabditida; Aphelenchoididae
Source: the annotation of a GenBank genome assembly
AUGCUCAACGAAAUUCAAAAUGGUCGGCCGCACAUUACCCACAUUAUCUUCGACUUUGAUGGCAUUUUGGUGGACAGCGAAGACAGAUACUCCAUGAUUCACAGUACGUGCUUGAAGUCGUUUGGGAAAGAGUUUAAUAUCCAUCAGAAAUAUGCUAUAUUGGGUCUGCGCAAGCAAGACGAAGUAAGAACAUUGUUAAGAUUGAACGGAUUGGAAGACACGAUUAAACCAGAAGAAUACAUAGCGGUAAGACAUUUCGAAGUUUAAUAAAAUUGUCAAAAUAUAAAAUAAGACCCAAAAAUACCAUAAUGAAUAUAAUUUUAAGUAUGUUUGUUCAGGGUGCACGUAAACUGCCAAAUACCUAAUUUCAGUUAUACGAAGCACAAUACGAAACCCUCUUACCUGAUUGUCCUCCCAUGCCCGGCGCUGAUGAUCUUAUCCAUCAUUUGUAUUCCAGCGGUGUUCCAAUGGCCAUUUGCUCCAGCUCCGGAGAAACCGAAUUUCGGAUAAAAACGAGGAAACGCUUCCAGCAUUGGCUCAACAUGAUCCCAUUCCAAGUGCUCACAGCUACAGACAAAGAAGUCAAGAGAGGGAAACCAUUCCCUGAUCCCUAUUUGAUCACAAUGUCCCGCUUUAAAGUGAGUUCAACGCUAAAGAAUACCUAAAAUAUAAAACAAUAAGUAAAAAAUGGAAAGAACAUUGAAAAAAAAUAUUUUUGUUUUAAAAAAAAUUCCGUCGAUAAUUUUCACACAUUUUUCCAAAAAAAAUAUUUCUGCGACAAAAAUUUGUCCAAACGUGUUUUCGUUGCAGAGCCCACCGGCAUCCCCAAGGAACUGUCUCGUCUUCGAAGAUUCCAUCAACGGAGCAGAAUCAGCAUUGAAUGCUGGCAUGAAUUGUAUUCUAAUACCGCAGAAGCAGUUUAAUUGUGAGGAAACGUUGGCCAGCAUCAACGAGUUGAGGCCCCGUUUAGCCGAUGUUUUAGAUUCGAUGGAGGACUUUGAUCCCGGUUUGUAUGGGUUACCUGGACGAUUCGGUGAGCUUGAACAAUGUCCGCCGUUAGAGACACCCGGCUGCACGAAUUCCCACGCUCCAUGUCAUGUUUUCGAUUGA